Messenger RNA from Gadus macrocephalus (Pacific cod), 2141 nucleotides. It is a transcript of the gene creld1a, whose product is annotated as protein disulfide isomerase CRELD1. The record is from RefSeq and is a predicted model, not a curated record. Gene Ontology annotation, molecular function: calcium ion binding. The coding region runs from base 591 to 1376 and encodes 261 amino acids. NCBI's taxonomy places the organism in Eukaryota, Metazoa, Chordata, Actinopteri, Gadiformes, Gadidae. The transcript is spliced from 5 exons.
UAAGAACAUAAUUUGCCUUCUUUAUUGUGUUUAUGGCUAAAAUACAAAUCGAUGUCAAGUGGAUUCUUGACAUCGCGUUUUAAAUAAUACCAUCAACACAGCAUGGUGUGCUUGUGCAGACAGUGGAAAGACGAAUCAUUUGAAUGAGCUAUCGCUAUUUUAACAUAGAACGAAUGCAGGGCAAGCCUUUCCCAUUGAAGAAAAUAGUCUAAAAUUACUAUUAUCUAAUAACUAUUAUAUUUCAUGUAAUUUCAAGUGCGUCUUUGUUGACAUCAGACGCAAUGUUGACACACAAAGUCAAGAUAUUCAGGCGGAUCUUGUUACUGAAUUGACUUUUUUUAACCUCGUUAGUUUGCUGAUUCCCCCCAGGAAGUUUCCAGAAUUCUUGUGACACCUUUCGUCUUUGGUCCGGGCAUAGAUAAACAAUGAGAAACGUUACAGCCUUUUUCAAAAUAAAAAUAAUUUGCCUCUUUCAAGUUUCUAUGUGUGGGGGCUAGAGUCUAUGCCUAUGGGCAGCUGUAGGCUACCAGUUGGGUCUAUGGGAGUAUGUACGGUCUUCAAAAACGUGGAGAACGUUGUUAUCUUGUUCAAUGUUAAAUGCCAUUAUAACAACAGCAUUACCUAGGCUAGGUCUAAACCCACCUCUGUACCUUUCCUUUGACAGCUGUCCCAUCAUGGUUCUCUGGAUGCUUCUCUUGGCCGUUUGGCUUAGCUCGGCAGGGCCCUCCGUGGCCCACAGCUGUCCCGACGCCUGUGCAUCAUGCUCCCUGCAGGACAAGAACCGCUGUCUGGAAUGUGAAGCUGGAUGGACGCUUUAUCACAACACCUGUAUAGACAUCGAUGAGUGUGGCACGGCGCAGGGCCGCUGCCCUCCAGACACCUACUGCGCCAACACCGAGGGCUCCUACCACUGCAGAGAGUGCGACCAGGCCUGCGGGAGCUGCAUGGGCAGCGGGCCGGCGCGCUGCAGGAAGUGUGCGGCGGGCUACAGGCUGACGGGUGCCAAGUGUCUGGAUGUGGAUGAAUGCGGGGAGACCAGCCUGCCGUGCCUGGGUCUGGACGAGCUCUGCACAAACCUGGAAGGCUCUUUCCUCUGUGACUGCGCCGACGGGUUCAUUCGUAAGAAUAACGUCUGCGUGAGGACACAGCCGCAAAGCGCCCAGGAGAAGGGUCUGUUCGAGGACGUCCCGGAGGAUGAGGUGGCCGUGCUGCAGCAGAUGUUCUUCGGGGUGGUGCUGUGUGCCCUGGCCACGCUGGCGGCCAAGGGGGAUAUGGUCUUCACCUCCAUAUUCAUGGGGGGCGUGGCGGCCAUGGCUGGGUACUGGCUCUCGGAGCGAGGGGACCGCUUCUUAGACCGCUUCCUGAAGGGGUCCUAGGAGGGCCCUGAGACAGGACUUACUGCUUGCCUCACAUGAGGACAUCGAAUGUACGCAACGUAUGUGCAUUCAGGUUCAUGUACCGUUACAUGAACCUCCAUCUCUCUGGCCAGCACCAGAACAGAUGGAGCCUUAUUAUUUUGCAUUUAUUGGAUUCCAGUUAUGUAUUUAUUUUGGCACUUCACCUUGGUCAGGAAACUAUUUAAAUUUAUAAUGAAUCAUAUCGAUUUAUAAACAUUUUGUAUACAUUGUUUGUCUCACAUUUGCUGUCUAGAGUUAAUAAAUACUAUUGUAUCAUUUCUAUGUUAUCUAAAAAGAAAGACAAGAGAAAUCAAUGAAUAGGAAUUGGCAUGAUACAAUAAGAUUAAAGAACAUCUGCAUUUUGAUAUUUGUGUCAUUUUCUUAAUGAUGUUUCCAUAAUCAGGGCAGCUUAUAUAUGGUCCAAUGUGUAUUACUUCAAAAAGACACAGCUCCAGAAAGAAAGUCACCUUUAUUGGAUGGAUAUAAACGAGCUGGCCAACACUCAAUAGUUAUAUUCUGUUACAUCACAUACAAUAGCAAACGCCUCGGGUACUACGGACAGACAGCCUCCGUGGUUAGGAACAGCAACAUAACCGAGUCCAUGCUUCAUUCAAGCCUUCCACUCACUCUCCCUCCUUCUUGGGGAAUAGUACCCUACUUGACAUACCUUCUCAUAUGCAUUGAUAACACAUACAAGCAGUGAGUGUGCGUGCCCACUUACACACUAGUACAUACUUACACAAA